Molecule: messenger RNA, 1134 nt
Organism: Talaromyces proteolyticus
Lineage: Eukaryota; Fungi; Ascomycota; Eurotiomycetes; Eurotiales; Trichocomaceae
Product: MOSC domain protein
Exons: 1
Coding region: 1-1134 (377 amino acids)
Molecular function (GO): pyridoxal phosphate binding; molybdenum ion binding; catalytic activity
Source: RefSeq, a predicted model, not a curated record
AUGGAGAUAAAGCCACUUCUACCCUCGACGUCCCUCCCUAUAGGUCUGGCAGCUCUCGUGCUCUUCCUGCCAAUUCUCGCUCACUUUCUUGCACCACAACUUCGCAAACUCAAAUCCGACAUACUCCUCCUCUAUGACAACGCCAUCCUUCAUCUCGAUAGAAAAGACCAUCAAACCUACGACAUCGUUGGGCUGCGAGUCUAUCCCAUCAAAUCAUGCCGUGGGUUCACAGUCUCCAAAACAACUGUGCGUCUGCACGGCCUCGACCUCGACCGUCAAUGGAUGUUCGUCGAUGCUGAGACAAAUAAAUUUGUGACUAUCCGGCACAACCCCCGCAUGACUUUAAUCAACACCGCCAUCAGUGACGAUGGACAGAAUCUGUUAAUCAGCGUCCCAGCUGGCGCCGCAAAAGAUGAUUGUAAUGCUGGUGGUGCCGAUGACGGUACCGUGAUCAAAAUUCCAGCGCGUCCCACAGCGGAAUGGCUCAAGCAAAACACAACGCUUGGGAACGUCGAAAUCUGGGGCUUGCAAACCGAUGGGCAUAUCUACGGACCGGAAGUAAACGAGGUUGUCUCUCGUUUUCUAGACCAGGCAGUCUACCUAGUCUACAAAGGGCCCACGCCGCGUAACCUACGUGGCAAUGGCAAUGAAGCGAAUCUCGGACGUCUGCAAUCGACGUACUUCCCAGACCAAAUGCCUAUCUUGAUUGCCUCCGAAUCGUCGAUUGCCGAGCUCAAUUCACGACUUGUGAAAAAGGGCGAGAAUACACUCACAAUUGAACGAUUCCGUCCUAAUAUCAUUAUUCAGGGCAAUGCUCCCUGGUCGGAGGAUAAGUGGAAAACCGUUCGGCUCUCAGAUCCCAAUAAGAAGAAUGGACAGAAAUCAAUCGUUGCCGAUAUUGUUUCUCGCUGCGGUCGCUGCCUGGUUCCCAAUGUCGAACCAAACACGGGGCAGAGACACAAGACCGAGCCAUGGAAUACGCUCUAUUCGUAUCGUCGCGUUGAUGAGGGAUACAAAACUAAGCCCUGUGUAGGCAUGCUGAGCUGCCCUAGACGUGAGGGUGAGGUUGAGGUGGGUAUGAAACUAGAAGUGCUGAGACAAACUGAUUCACAUCGGGCCAUUGCUGGGUUCUGA